GAAAUGGAUGAGUUGGGUGACCACAAGCAACCCGUCAUAAUACCGGCCCAACAGUUGACGAAUACUAUGCGUCGCCGUCAGAAACCACAGUCCGAUGGGAUGGUUGUGAAGCCCGUGUUGUGUGGUCUCAGGACUCUCGAUGUGAACAAGACGUUAGGCGUCGCGCUCAUCGAGUUGUCCACUAAUGUCACGAAAUAUAAUUUCAUUGAAUGCUAUUUGGCUUUCAAGACAUCCUUUGUUUUGGGUGACAAUCGUUUCUGUAGACAAGUCAAGCAUAUUAUGGGAACUCCGAUGUCUAUCAAACCUCAUAAAAUGAAUUACAGUCAAGACGUCGAGCCCCUGCCCCUCAACAUCAUCAAGAAGCUGAUGGUUAGGGGCAAUGGAGAGAUACCGGUGCACAUACACCACAAUCGCAUUACACUACCCCUUCAUGCGAGUAGGAAAGACAAAAAAGAUGUGGUCAUUGAAUGUCGAAAUAUUCCCGACUAUUUUGAAUGGACUCUCAAACGGCUCGACCUCAGUAGGCCUUCCCUUCCCUCUCCACAAACUAACAGUGAUUAACAACCCAACCAAUCAUAGUCUCCAUUCAUUACUACUGUAUUAGACUUUUCCGGUAUUUUACAAAGUUUUUAAACUUAGUUAUACCGUACAUACUUUAUAAUGUUUUUGAAUUGAAUUGUGCC
This is a messenger RNA of Oppiella nova, 683 nucleotides long. NCBI's taxonomy places the organism in Eukaryota, Metazoa, Arthropoda, Arachnida, Sarcoptiformes, Oppiidae. The record is from the annotation of a GenBank genome assembly.